This is a messenger RNA of Danaus chrysippus (African queen), 1113 nucleotides long. The record is from the annotation of a GenBank genome assembly. NCBI's taxonomy places the organism in Eukaryota, Metazoa, Arthropoda, Insecta, Lepidoptera, Nymphalidae.
AUGGAGACUUUAGUUCUAAUUCCUCAAGAACUUAGUCUCGCUUUACGGCCAGGGGGUGCUAGGGGGAGAGAAGCUUCUGUCAGCGUUUGGACAUCAACUGAGAUUCAAAGGGGUGCAUUAUUAUACCCUUUUCAAGGGACCAUUAGGAUCGACAAACUUCAUGUCUACUCGUAUGUACCUGAUCACGAUGUACGUCAUCGAUUCGGGCUGUUUGAUGAAGUAUGUACUUCAGCAGGAGUGCAAGUUCGUCACUGUAAUUGGGUUAGAUUUCUACGGGUGUCAGAAAACUAUGGACCACAGGUGAACCUAGUAUGUACAAAAGUAAAGGGAGAACCAGUGUACGAAGCGGUUAAACCAGUAUCUGCGCACACUGAGCUGGUAGUCUACUAUCUUCCAGAAAGACCUGAAGAGCUAUUCUUCGUAAGAAUGAGGAAUAAUCUGUACAGACAGACAAUGGAUUCUAUAUUGGAAGAUUCACCUUUAGAUCUUUCCACAUCAUUACUCUCAAGAGUUCUUCUACCAAUAUCUCCUCCAUCAGGAGCUGAAGAUGAACACAAAUCUGUAUCUGGUGACUCCUUAACAUCUUCAUCCGCUGGUUCAUCGACUGAACUUCUAGAAAUGACACCAAAAAUUCAGAGAAGGCCCGCUAAGUCUGAAAGAGCUUUGCUCCCUUGCGAAGUUUGUGGAAAGGCAUUCGACAGGCCAUCACUUUUAAAAAGGCAUAUGCGAACACACACCGGUGAAAAGCCUCAUGUUUGCAUGGUAUGUAAUAAAGGCUUUAGUACAUCCAGCAGUCUUAAUACACAUAGAAGGAUACAUUCUGGUGAAAAGCCUCAUCAGUGUCAGCAUUGUGGGAAAAGAUUUACGGCGAGUUCAAAUCUCUAUUACCAUAGAAUGACACAUAUAAAGGAAAAGCCUCACAAAUGCAGUCUAUGUUCGAAAUCGUUUCCGACCCCUGGCGACCUCAAAUCUCAUAUGUAUGUCCACAGCGGUUCGUGGCCUUACAAGUGCCAUAUCUGCUCCAGAGGAUUUUCGAAACACACCAAUCUGAAGAACCAUCUCUUCCUUCACACUGCUAAACAUCAACGUAACAGCACCAGAGACACAACUUGA